Molecule: messenger RNA, 771 nt
Organism: Branchiostoma belcheri (Belcher's lancelet)
Lineage: Eukaryota; Metazoa; Chordata; Leptocardii; Amphioxiformes; Branchiostomatidae
Exons: 4
Source: RefSeq, a predicted model, not a curated record
UUGUGAGUGUUUGACAUCCAACUCUGCCUGCAGUGGGCUGACGCCGUGGCAGUAUGCUCUGAUCUUCCUCUCCGUGGCUGCUCUGGGAGUUAUUGGAUUCAUUUUGUACCGUUUCCGACUGAGGAUUUGGAGGAACAAGUGGCUGCUCCGUCGUAACGCCCGUGUUGGAAGCCACACGGAUGUACGUGAGGCUUUUACUGAGUCCUCAUCCCAGGAGAUGGCAACACUGAGUAGCGACAGAGUAAGGACAACAGAAUCAGCUGUAAUGACUGGAACUGUGGGAAGUAGUGAAUUUGAAGAGGUUGACGUAAUCCUCCCCGGAGCCACCUGCCCCUCCCCCUGCCUAUCCCACCGUGUGGACUGUGACUCACCGGGGAGGAACAGCCGUGACGACAAACGUGACAGCAUGACCGAGACACUGCUGCAGACCGACCCCGAGGAUGUCCCAAUACCGGCUGGUAUUGUGGGACCUUGUGAUAAUAAAGAAGGGUUGGGUGAAAUGCUGCCAGGAGCUACAUGCACUUCCCCUCCCAUGUCAGCCUGAGGAGGAUUGACUGCCAACCUGAAGACCACUCCUCUAAAUAUACCAGUCUCUAUGCACGAGGACUAAGAGACUGAUGAUCGUCAUUCUACACUGAUCUGCGUAUACAUCUUUACAAUACUGAGCAAAGUCCUAACUUUAGCACCCUGUUCAGGGUGCACGACUUAAGACCUUGUUAUGUUUUCUGUAGGAUGUAUUUUUAUCAAGAUAAAUACAUUAGUAGUAAUGGU